AAGACAAAGAUGAAGUUUGAAAACAUCCUGGCAGACAUCGGAGGCUUUGGGAGGUUCCAGAUUUUUAUUUUCGUCAUCCUAUGCUUUCCCAGAGUGACUCUCCCAUGGCACUUUCUGCUGCACAACUUCAUUUCAGCUGUACCCACUCACCACUGUGCCAUCUCAGACCCAGACAAUGAAGACAUCUUUGGGAACCUUACUGCACACCAGAAACUUGUUGUCAGCAUCCCAAUGGAGCUUAGUGGGGCUUUCAGCACCUGCAAGAUGUUCUCUGAGCCCCAGUUUCAACUGCUUUCCAACUCCUCCAUGGGGGCUGGAAAUGCUGCUGCAACUGUGGAGUGCCAGUAUGGAUGGGUUUAUGAUACAUCUAUAUUCUCUUCAACUGUAGCGACAGAGUGGGACAUGGUUUGUAACAAGAAAGGACUGAAUCAAGCUAGUGCCACUUUCUUCUUCAUUGGUGUGAUGAUAGGAGCCAUCGUAUUUGGCGGCCUCUCAGACAAAUUUGGAAGAAAGCCAAUGCUCUUAGCAUCCUUUAUUUUAUCUAUAGUGUUUGGAUUGGCAGCUACAUUCUCUGUCUCCUAUGUAAUGUUUGCCAUAAUGAGGUCUCUCACAGGAUUUGGACUUACUGGGAUAUCUAUUAUCUCCAUUUGCCUAACUAUUGAGUGGGUUGAUAUUGAACACCGAACUUUUAUCGGAGUCUUUGGCAGCAUGGUUUGGUCUACUGGGAACAUGAUGCUUGCACUGAUAGCUUAUCUGAUCAGAGACUGGAGAUGGCUGCUCUUAGCUGUCACCUCUCCUCUUGUUAUAUGCUGCAUCGUUUGGUGGUGGAUCCCAGAGUCAGCAAGAUGGUUGUUAGCCAAUGGCAAGGUACACGAGGCUCACACGUACCUUUCAAAAUGUGCAAAAAUGAACAAUAGGAAAGACGCCUCAUCCAAAAUAACCCCAGAGAUGCUUUCUAGGAUUGUGACCGUAGAGGGAAAAAAUAAGAAUUAUACCUAUUUGGAUCUGGUGAGAACUCCAAAGAUGAGGAAGCUUGCAAUCUGCACUGGAAUUAUAUGGUUCGGAGUUGCUCACACAUACUACGGAAUCAGCCUAAAUAUUACUGGGUUUGGUCUAAACAUGUACCUUACCCAGUUUAUUUAUGGAGCAAUUGAGGUGCCUGCUAAAUUGUUGGUCUACUACAUGCUGAAUAGGAUUGGAAGAAGGCAAAGUCAGGCCUGGUCCUUACUUUUGACUGGAGUGUGUUUGGGAAUCAAUCUGUUUCUUCCUUCAAGUAUGGUGCUGGUUCGCUCAGUAAUUGCUAUCCUUGGGAAAGGCUUGUCUGAGGCUUCCUUUACCAUUGUGUAUCUUUACACGGCAGAGCUGUACCCAACAGUUGUCAGACAAAAUGGCAUUGGCUACAGCUCAUUCGUGGCUCGUUUGGGAGUGUCUGCUGCACCACUGAUAAUGCUAUUGGAAGACAUCUGGAAGCUUCUCCCUCAAACCAUAUUCUGCUCAGUGGCAAUCCUGGCUGGCUUCACGGCAUUCUUCCUUCCUGAAACCCAAAAUCUCCGCCUACCUGAAACUAUUGAAGAUGUCGAGCAAACAAGAAAAAGGACAAUCGCCAUAUCAGCUGAAGAAAGAACAGACAUCUCACUGAAACCCCUCAAUUGUGAUUUAAAAGAAAAUGUAUCCUAAACCGAGACAGGAAGCUACUUUAUCAACACAAAACUGGAAUAAGUUAAUCCAGUGGUUACAAACAGACGAAUGAAGGUGGAAACAGCAAUACUUGGGUCAAUCGCAAGCAAAGUCUAGAGUAUUGUGUUAAUGGUGACCAAAACAUUCCCGUUCAACACUAGCGUGGUAUCUAAUUUUCCUCUUAUUAAGACUAAAAUCUUUGAAUUUUGUAUCUUGCUCUUAAUUGUACUGUAAUUCUUGAUAUGUAUUUUUUGUAUACAACUGUAAGUUGUCCUGGGUAAGGGUGUCUGAUAAGAAUUAAAUAAUAAUAAUAAUAAUAAUGUUAGUUAGAGAAAGCUUUAAAAAGUACAUUUAAAAGUAACAGACCAACACAUUUAUAGAAGCCUACCCUGUAGGAACAAAAUGUCAAAUCAUUUUAAAGCAUCAUCAUCCAGCACAGCUACCAGGGAGUAUAACUAGAACUCUGUUUAAUGCUGUUUUUACUUGUUUUAAAUAUAAAUUGGAUUAUUUUUGUUGUAUGGUCUGUGGUUUCGAUUGCUGAAUAUUAGUAAGGUCUACUGGCUAUUUCUGGGAAAGAGUGCCCACUAGUGGUUACAGCUUGAUCCUGACGCUCCCUAUUACUCACUUUCAUUCCUUUUUUCACAUAUCUAAAUUAGUAGUAGUAUAUAUUUUUUUCUUGUCCGAGAACUUUAUAAUGUGCAUAUAUAAUAAUUUAGAGGGAACAAUGCUAUAGUAUAAAGAUAUGCAAGACAUGUAUUAUAGAACAAAAUAUAGGCAUCAUCCAAUGAUGCCAGACGGAUAAAAACGAAGAUAAGAAAUGUCUUAACAGAUUUGUAAUACAUCUUGUACAGUACAGUAGUUCAAGAUAAGGCUGUCAGUAGCUCAGUCAAUUAUCUCUGUCAUCUAGGCAGAUUUGAAAUUCAACAAAUGUCUGCGCUUGCUUUAAUGUAAAACAAAGCUUUUUGUGCAAGAAAUUUGUACUAACAAUCAUAGAGCAGUCAGGGUAAAUUUGUUCAAAAUCACAGAGAAGUGGGAAAUGGUGUGUGAAGUAACAGGGAUUUAAACUGACCAACUGCAAACACGGAGUUCUUAACUAACAAAUACAGUAACCUACUGUAUCUAGUAUCAGGUACACCAUUCUUUGUUUUGUCCUAAAGUUUAUCUGCAGAAGUGAUAGAUUAUGAUUAUGCUUUCAUUGUUUGUUUAUGGUUCAUUCCUUUUUUAUAUACAUGUAGGACUGACCUUUCUCUAAAACUACAAUACAAAUAAAUGUCAU
Molecule: messenger RNA, 2953 nt
Organism: Acipenser ruthenus (sterlet)
Lineage: Eukaryota; Metazoa; Chordata; Actinopteri; Acipenseriformes; Acipenseridae
Product: solute carrier family 22 member 7-like
Exons: 10
Coding region: 10-1677 (555 amino acids)
Biological process (GO): transmembrane transport
Cellular component (GO): membrane
Molecular function (GO): transmembrane transporter activity
Source: RefSeq, a predicted model, not a curated record